Messenger RNA from Opisthorchis viverrini, 1905 nucleotides. RefSeq lists its product as hypothetical. The record is from RefSeq and is a predicted model, not a curated record. The transcript has 10 exons. The annotation marks the transcript as partial. Lineage: Eukaryota; Metazoa; Platyhelminthes; Trematoda; Opisthorchiida; Opisthorchiidae.
AUGUCUGAACGUAAUGUCCGGCUCGGUCGCGCUGCUUUGUGGGGAUGUCUAUCUUUCAAUGGUGUGCCACGCAUUUUCUUCACAGUCCUCCAACCAUCAUACUAUAUACCUGCGGGCGCGUUAAGUGAGAAACUUUUGUUGUCUUUCACCCUAAUUUUGGACCUUCUUUCCUGGGAAGCCCUUAAAUUCAUUGAAUAUUUGGCCAAUGUUGCGCUACUUCUUUCAGUUUCCAUUCAGAUAAGAAACACACCAAAUAACCUAAGUGAUGUUACCAUGCGUUUCGAAUUGCGUCUCUCACCCUCAAAUGCUAUUAUACGACUGGGCGAGCGCGCCACUAAAACAGGCUAUGGUGUCAGAACCAAGUUACUGUCUGAUUUCGUUUCCCCAUCCUGCUGCAUUCGGGGAUUAAGGCGACCCGGUCGAUGGCAUGAUUUCUUCUUCCAGGAUGGGGACCGCGUGAUCCUCGCUGUGCCUGGUUGGAGACACUACAAGUUAUGGCUGCCAACCGAUGUCAGUGGUGUUCUUGUUGUCAGUUUCUGUCCAGAUUGCCUGAGUGAAUUUCUGGAGGUGCUUUCAAAUAAGUCAUGGCUGUACGGCAGUGAAGCAUUGGUGUUGAGCACUGAUGUCAUGCUGUCGUUGAUGAUGAUGAUGCUCCGUAGCGUGCAUUCUCUGAACAAUUCAAGAAGCACUAAGACUCACAUUGAUAAUAAUCGUCCAGCUGUAACACUUUCGGUACCUAGCUUCCAUGCCACCCAAAGUAAGGGGGCGAGAUGGCCCAAGUGGUUGGAUCGCGAAUUUACUGACCGGAAGGUCCGUGGUUCGAAUCCGACCUCCGCCUCUCAACUUCCCCUGUCUAGGCUUGGGCAACCUGGCAGUAUCCCAGCCCUCGUGCUUCCUUCGGGUGGCAUGGCAGCUAGGCACCGGAAGGGUGCUACAGCUGAACGCUUUAAAGGAAGCACGAGGGCUGAGAUACUGCCAGGAUGUUCAAGCCUAGACAGGAGGAGUAGAGAGGCAGAGGUUGGGUUCUACCCACGGGCCUUUCGGAGUGUGAAGGCAGUAAGGCGUUUCCCCCAGACGACCAGGAUGUCCAUAUCUAUGGAAGCAGCGAUGCUGCCUUCCCCCGAGGAAGGACGGGUUAGAAAAGGUCGGCCACAAAAACCGCACACUCCGAUCGCCCAACGGUUGACCGUGACCGCCGGCGCAUUAUCCAAUACGGUCGAAAUACUUUUAAAGCCAAAGAGCCCGGUGCUGCUCAAAAGGCACCUGCUGUGCGCAGCCGCAUCAGGAAUGAGACAGGUGGAAGAGAGCCAGAGGCGCUCAAACAAUUACUUGGCAGCGAAGUGUGAAAGCGAUUACCAGCAAACUCAGCUGCGCUGGUCACUGCCGUCUUCCUGGAUGGGGACCCCGAGACGGGCCACAUCAAUGGCUACAGACAUUAUCAGACAUGGCCCAGUCGCGCCCUCAAUGGCGCUCCCCACUGUACCUAUCCCCAAAAAAACAUCGGUGAACGAAACUGCGGCAGCUACAACCACUGUACGACGAGUACGCGUAUCCACUAAAAAGAUAAAGAUAAAGCGUUCAGCUGUAGCACCCUCCCGGUGCCUAGCUGCCAUGCCACCCGAAGGAAGCACGAGGGCUGGGAUACUGCCAGGUUGCCCAAGCCUAGACAGGGGAAGUCGAGUGGCGGAGUUCGGAUUCGAACCGCGGACCUUCAGAAAUAUCUCGGCCGGUCCAGAACACAAUCCGGUGCGAAGAGCCGUUAGACGUCAAGUGAAAGUGAGCUUGGGAUCUGACCGUGAAGUGUGGUGGACACAGAAAGCCAAAGAAAUGGAAGAGGCCCAGAAAGCCGGUAAUGCCCGGAGAUUAUUUCAGUUGAUCCGUGCGACCGAUCCCCGGAAACCACCU